Messenger RNA from Caenorhabditis sp. 36 PRJEB53466, 537 nucleotides. The record is from the annotation of a GenBank genome assembly. NCBI's taxonomy places the organism in Eukaryota, Metazoa, Nematoda, Chromadorea, Rhabditida, Rhabditidae.
AUGAAGUUUUUCCGUUUUAUUAUCGGCCUUCUGGCAGUCACGUCCGCUAUUCUGGCCCAAGCUGGAAGAAAUCGAGGUGACUCGAAUAACUCCAGACAAGAUUCCAGAUCCAACUCAAACGAGCAAGAUGAGUCCAGAAACUCGGAUUCUCGUUCUAAUGAGCAUCGUAAUCACUCGAGCGAGGAGAACAAUGUGAGUUGGAACAGUUCAAAAGAUUCAUAUAAUAUCCGGGUUUCCAGCGUUUCCGUAUCAUGCGUGACUUCACCACUUCCGAAGGCUGUCGGCGUUACAUUCUUCAAGGACAAAACUGUACCAAACACAGGUAUGCUUCUAGUUUCACCCUCUCCCCGCAUUUCUAUAAUCACCACUUUACCAACAAACACUAUGACCCUAUUCCCCCCUCUAAAACAACGUCAAUUUAGUCGACUUUAUACUUUCAGCUGCAACAGAGGACAAAGAAUUCCCAUUUCGUCCGAACAAUGCCUGCGCGAGUUUCAAUUAUUAGCCUCUCGUGGAAUCGGUGGAAGUGAUCAAUAA